Molecule: messenger RNA, 774 nt
Organism: Nerophis lumbriciformis (worm pipefish)
Lineage: Eukaryota; Metazoa; Chordata; Actinopteri; Syngnathiformes; Syngnathidae
Source: RefSeq, a predicted model, not a curated record
AUGAAUGUGCUACUUCUGAAGGAACCAAGAGAUGGAGACCAAGGACCUGAUCCUUACAUUCAGGAGAUGAAAAUACGUGGCCUUCAAGCAACUCUUCUGCCUGUUCUCUCUUUUAAAUUUGUUUCACUUAAUACCCUGACAGAAAAGCUUUUCCAACCGGAAAAACAUGGCGGCCUCAUAUUUACGAGCCCGAGAGCUGUAGAAGCUGUGAAAAUGUGCUUGAACGACAGAAGAGAAGAAUGGGAGCGCUCAGUGAAAGACAAGUGGAACGCGGUUUAUGUAGUGGGCAAAGCUACGGCUUCCUUAGUACGCCAUCUUGGUUUGAACCCCGUUGGUGAGGAUACUGGGACGGCGGAGGUUCUGUCACGUGUCAUCAUUGAAAGAGAGGACAACAGUAUCCUACCACUUUUCUUCCCAUGCGGCUCUAUCAAAAGAGAAGUUCUGCCUACGGCGUUGAGGGAGAAAGGUGUUCCCCUUGAGACGUUGACCGUCUAUCAAACAGCAGAGCAUCCUGAUGUGGUGAAGAAUCUGAAGGAGUAUUUUGCUGCACAGGGCCCCCCAGCUAGUGUGGCCUUCUUCAGCCCCUCGGGUGUCAACUUCUGCUUGCCGGCCUUGCGCGGGCUUGCUGGUGAGCGGCUCACGCAAAUUAAGUUCGCCGCCAUCGGGCCUACCACGCGGGACGCCAUGCAAACCGAGGGUUUAAGCGUCAGCUGCACUGCCGAGAAGCCCACGCCGCAGCACCUGGCGAAGGCAAUUAGCAAAGCACUGAAGUGA